AUGUCUUUCACGCUCACUGAGUUCAGCAUGGUGGCGGACGACGAUAUCACCACCAUUACCACAACAAUAACGGCCACAAUGACCCAGUAUGCCAACUCGGUAGCCACUGUCAGUCGGCAAACUAAGGCGAAACAGACCGCGUCACAGCUGCCCUUAGUGCUGGGACUGACACUUCCGCUAGCCGGGAUCGUAUUUCUGCUGAUUGCCGCGUACGUGUGGCACACGGUGCGCAAAAGACGCCGGUUCAGCACAGAACUGGUCUCGAGCCGCAGCAUAGACACCACAAACACCACAGACACAGAAACGCUCCACAAGUACACCAUGUCAAGGUCGAGCACCGAGAUGUCAAUCAGCAAGUCCGUUUCGCACGAGUGCGACGAGAUCUCGAUGGAUUCGCCGCUUUUGGUCAGGUUUGGCCCCAUAGAGCCGCAGUGGAUCAGCACCCCAUUGGACUCGUUCAAAGGCAUGAUCCGCAAGAGUACACAGGCAAUUGUGGCAAACUCCCCGGUGGGGGUUAAGUCGCCGAUGUUUCUGCGCUCGUUCAACCUGAAAUCCAAAGACCCUGACCAAGAUCGACACGACACUGCUCGUCUGACCAGCUCGGUUAAAAAAAAACCGCUGCUCAAACUGGAACGCCAUUCAGCCGCACAGCUCUAG
This is a messenger RNA of Ogataea philodendri, 657 nucleotides long. RefSeq lists its product as uncharacterized. The transcript has a single exon. The coding region runs from base 1 to 657 and encodes 218 amino acids. NCBI's taxonomy places the organism in Eukaryota, Fungi, Ascomycota, Pichiomycetes, Pichiales, Pichiaceae. The record is from RefSeq and is a predicted model, not a curated record.